AUGGACAAAGUUGUCCUCCUGCUGUCAGUCCUGUCUCUGGGCGUCUCCUCUCAACCAAUUACAGAUAGCCAGCGUCUGUUCUCCAUCGCUGUCAGCAGAGUUCAGCACCUCCACCUGCUCGCUCAGAGACUCUUCUCUGACUUUGAGAGCUCUCUGCAGACGGAGGAGCAGCGUCAACUCAACAAAAUCUUCCUGCAGGAUUUCUGUAACUCCGAUUACAUUAUCAGCCCCAUUGACAAGCACGAGACUCAACGCAGCUCUGUUCUGAAGCUGUUAUCAAUCUCCUAUCGAUUGGUUGAGUCUUGGGAGUAUUCCAGUCGUUCUCUGUCUGGAGGUUCUGCUCCGAGAAACCAGAUUUCACCUAAACUGUCUGAACUGAAGACAGGAAUCCUCCUGCUUAUCAGGGCCAAUCAGGACGGAGCAGAGAUGUUUUCCGAUAGCUCGGCCCUCCAGCUGGCUCCUUAUGGAAACUACUAUCAGAGUCUGGGAGCUGACGAAUCACUGAGACGAACCUAUGAACUGCUGGCCUGCUUCAAGAAGGACAUGCACAAGGUGGAGACAUACCUGACGGUGGCUAAAUGUCGACUCUCUCCGGAAGCUAACUGCACCCUGUAGCCCUGCCUCUCCACAGUGAAGCCCCCCCCCCAGGAUGAUCUAAUCCUGUGCGUUCUGUAGCUCCGCCCCUAUGUUAGCCGACUCUGCUAACUAACAUUAGCAUUAGCAUUAGACUGUCAGGUGCUGAAGCCCAAACUG
Messenger RNA from Xiphias gladius (swordfish), 753 nucleotides. RefSeq names its product growth hormone 1 (gene gh1). The record is from RefSeq and is a predicted model, not a curated record. Gene Ontology annotation, molecular function: growth hormone activity; growth hormone receptor binding. Bases 1 to 615 code for a protein of 204 amino acids. The transcript is spliced from 6 exons. Gene Ontology annotation, biological process: response to nutrient levels; growth hormone receptor signaling pathway; positive regulation of tyrosine phosphorylation of STAT protein. Gene Ontology annotation, cellular component: extracellular region. Lineage: Eukaryota; Metazoa; Chordata; Actinopteri; Istiophoriformes; Xiphiidae.